Molecule: messenger RNA, 2351 nt
Organism: Anopheles aquasalis
Lineage: Eukaryota; Metazoa; Arthropoda; Insecta; Diptera; Culicidae
Product: inactive ubiquitin carboxyl-terminal hydrolase MINDY-4B
Biological process (GO): protein K48-linked deubiquitination
Molecular function (GO): K48-linked deubiquitinase activity; cysteine-type deubiquitinase activity
Source: RefSeq, a predicted model, not a curated record
GUUCGACGCGGUCUUCCGUUCCCGUUGGCCGUGGCCACCAACAGUCAUUACGGUUCAGUGUUCUACGCCGCCACCGGAACCGGUACUCCAACCGGUGCUAGGAGUCCAGUCCAAGUGGCUUAUUGUCUGUGCUGAUUAAAGAACUACUAGUUCUACCUUCAGUUUACUAUCAAAAUGGCAGAACAACUUCAGAACAGCAAAGCCCUUCGGCAGUAUCGAUGAGUAUUGCAUGUUGCCCACUGACUGUACUGAGCUGGAAGAUCGUCCAUCGGAGGUGGCAUCAGCCUGGCAGGUGUAAAUCGAUGCGUGUCAAGCGGUCCUUGACUCAAACUGUGGAGCCGGUGUCUAUUUUGGAUCCUUCAGACGGAAUCGAAGACGCGUGUGUCGCUCAUCGAACAGUUGUCCCCACCAAGGUUAAGUAAUAAAGCGAAAAUCAGCUGCAAGCGAGCCCAUAUGGCUAGCACGUGGUUUGUCGUGGCCCGGCGGGUGCGACACGCGAACGUAUAAACCCACACGGAAGGAACAAUUUAUGGGUUCACUGAUGCCCGGUGGCUGAGUCGAGACAGGCGGAACGUUGACAAACUGCCGAAGAAGUCACCGGUGAACGCACUUAUUUAUGCGCUGCUGAUGUGGCAGACUGAAGCGGUCGGAGGCUCGUUUUUUGGUGAAGUAUUUAUUUUCCUCACACCUUCUUCAGCUACUAGUGGGCGAGUGAGUGGUCCACACUGGUGAUAAGCAAAAGUGUGCAAGUGAGAAGUUUAUUCAAUUUAGUGCAUAGCUCCAGAUUUCCAGAUUCCAGUCAUGGCGAAACUGAAAAUAGUUGGCGGACGUCCCAUCACGAUGGACGAGGCAAUAGAACUGCGGCAAACAGUGUUUGGUUCAGCCGCUAGUCCACCUCGGGGUGAAUGGACACGUACAGGAUUCACUUUCGGUCCAGCAAACCAAGAGUAUCCUUACGGUUUGCGAACGCCACGGAAUGCGACCCGAGGCAUGCAGUCCGUCAUUCAGGCACACAUCAUCAAACAAUUCAUCUUCGAUAACAAACCACGUGAAAAAUCCGUUCCAUUGGAAGAGCUGCUGAAACCGAAUGAAGCAGAACAGGCGCUGGCACUGUACACCGCAAUGUCCGACAUUCUGUGGAAUAUUGGCGAAAAGACGAAAGCGAUCGUGGCUCUUCCAGGUGAAGCGUCGCACAUUCCGCACAGUCACGUCUACUUCCAGGAUAAUGUGACAGAGAAGCUGUACUUCUUCGAGUUUACCAAGCUGGACGAUUUGCAGAUCUUCAUGAAGCGUUAUUUGCCUUACUUUACCGAAAAUCCGGGCCCAGGAACGCUCCUGUAUCUGUACAGUGCGGUACUGACGCGUGGUAUGGAGAACAUGAGGAAUGAUCUGGACGCACCGAAAGGAGCACAUUUGAUGGGACCACACGAGGAAGGCUCACUGAACGUGAUCACGUUGCUGCUGACUGGCCGUGCAACGCCCUAUCUCCACAACGGUGUCGUGUACGUUGGAGACGAGGAUCAUUAUGCUGUUCCACAAUUUGGGAUUCUAAGUCGCGGUGCGAUUGGGCUGCUGGUUUGGGAAGGUGAAAACGAAGCGAUGCGCUCGGCUUCCCGUAUGCCGGGCUCGCGACUGAAAACGCCGGCCACUCCCGUGUGGGUUAGCUGCUGCUGUGGCCACUACGGUGUGCUGUUCAACUCGAACCGGGAGCUGCUGCGGAACUACCAUGCCGAAAAGCGUUUCGAGCUGCACUACUACACCUGCGCCGGCUGCUACCUAUCGAUGACCGUCGAUAACCGUGGCCAGGAGGAGGGUGGCGGUGACGGCGGUGACCAGGAUGGUGAUCGGAAGCGUGAUGACAUGAUCUCUACGCCGCUCGAGAGACUCAUCCACACGAAGUGGAUGGACGCGAAGAUCACGUACCAUGGGGCGUUGCCGGCAUCGUUGAACUUCUAAGGCGUUCCUUUCGUGAAAAGGACCUUUGCGGGUGCAAGUGUUUCGAACGGUUGUUGAGUGUUGCGAACGGUCCGUGAUGCCGUGCGGUAUUACUUGAUGCGUUGAUGCGGUAGGUUGUUCUGGGUGGUUUUUGAAUUUUAUUUCCUAUAACUCACGCGCCCUUCGUGUAGAGGAUGAUUGAUCCCGGUUUAGGGCUAGCUUCCAGUGAACAAAACAACGUUAGUGAAAAGUAAAACAAGCGAUUCGCUCAUGAUACACGCGUGUUAUCCUUUCUUGUUCCGUUGCUAAGAGCAAGAUCUCUCACGUUACACGCAGGACAGGGCAGGACGCUGUAGCCUUUCUACAAGAAGAGCAACAUGUGUGCCAAGCUCCGAGUCAAGUAAUCUAUAUCGAAA